Caenorhabditis briggsae is the source of this 573-nucleotide messenger RNA. The record is from RefSeq and is a predicted model, not a curated record. NCBI's taxonomy places the organism in Eukaryota, Metazoa, Nematoda, Chromadorea, Rhabditida, Rhabditidae. The transcript has 4 exons. The coding region runs from base 1 to 573 and encodes 190 amino acids.
AUGCCACCAAGCGUCCGCCCAGUCAACGGUGAAAUGGAAAUUCCAGUGAAAGUGGAGUCGAUCGAGGAAGAAGAGAAUAAUAUGCAACUAAUCGUGUUCGAUGUUAUUCAAGAGGAUGUACCUCAGGAUACUGAAGCUAGAAUAACCUCAACUAUGAUUUCAUGUCCCUCCCUUGGUCACUUUGUGCAUAGAAGAACACUGACGAACUUCGAUUGGAUUCAAUCGAACAAUGGGGUUCAUGGAGGAAGCGGAAACGACGAUUCAAAUGCCAAACAGAUCUGGAAAUACGGGAUCGAUCGGAAUCCAGACAAAAAGAAGAACAUCGAAUAUGUCGAUUGGGAGCAAUUGGAUGAAAACCUGUAUAUGGCGCAGGUCGACGAGAGGCAAAUCCAAUCCAGAAGACGAGAAAACCACCGUCGUCGUCUUCAAGCUCUUCGUGGCGAAGGAACUUUGGUAGAUCCAAUCUUCAUUGUGUUGUCGGACACCGAAGACGAGGAAGUCAUCGUAUUGGAUAGUGAUGCAGAGGAAGUUGAUCCACCAGAGUCUGAUGAAGAAUUCAUAGUUUUUGAUUGA